Molecule: messenger RNA, 2065 nt
Organism: Heterotrigona itama
Lineage: Eukaryota; Metazoa; Arthropoda; Insecta; Hymenoptera; Apidae
Source: the annotation of a GenBank genome assembly
GAAAGAGACUGAGGAAAGAAUAGAUUGAUAGAUAUAAUUUUGAAAAUGUUGAUUCAAAACGAUUGAAAAUGUUAAUUUAAAAAAUUCGUUUAUAUCUUCCAUCGAUAUAAGUUAUAAUUGAAUAUAUUUGACUUUAUGUUAAUUUAAUUCGUUUACAUAACGAAUAUUAUCGCAUCGAGCGAUAUUUCAUCAUUUAGCAGUAUUUUAUAUGCAUUUGUAAAAAAUAUACGAAUUGUCGUUUAUAAUUAAUCGGUUAAUCGUAGUUGAAUUUAUAACAAUAUUUAUAUUUUAAAUGGCAGAUUAUAUAAAGUCGCGUUCAUUAUAUCGACUAUACAUGUGUAAUUAAUCAGUGCAUUUGACAUACAAUGUUUGUUAAUGGUUAUUGUUAUUACAUUUAGGUGUAUUUCCUAAAUAUAGAAAUGUACAAUACAACAUGACAUAAAUUGAUCUCCAAAUACAAUAUAGAAUAGAUUUAUUAUAAUGGGUAAUUGUAUACGAAGUAUAAUACAAAGGUUACAAAAGAAGAAAUGCUCCGAAAAAUUCAAAUAAAACUACAUUACCUACAAUGGGAUUUCACGUAGUAUCUUUAAAAUAUAAAUCAUACACUGUAAAAAUUUAUGAUAUCGGUGGUAGCUCUCAAAUCAGAUCCUUGUGGCCAAAAUAUUAUAACGGUAUACACGGCCUUAUAUAUGUAGUGGAUGCUAGUGAUAUUUCCCGCUUUACAGAAAAUAAAGUUGUAUUUGGUGAAUUAAUUUCACACGAAUAUAUUUCGGGGAAACCAUUGUUGUUGCUUGCAAACAAACAGGAUAUAAAUGGAGCUAUUGAUGAAUUAGAUCUUGUUGAAAAUUUGGACAUAGAACAUGCCGCUAACACUAUGAAAUGUCCUACAAGAGUAGAAAUAUGUUCUUGUACUUGGAAAGAUCAGUCAAAGGAUAAUACUAUAGGUAUUAAAAAUGGAUACAAAUGGCUGCUAGAUAUAAUAGUGAAAAACUAUACAGCUUUAAAUAACAAGGUUAAAAAUCAAAAUGUUCAAAGCGAAAGAAAUAUCGAAGUACAAAGUAUAACAUUAGAUUCACCAUCAAAACUAUCAAUUCGUUCGAAUCCCUUUAAGCCAAUCAAAGAAUUAGUCUUGAAAAAGGUAUAGUAACAAAUGGAAAAAAGUUAAAGAAAAUGUUUACAUAUAGAAAUAAGACUGCACCACUUACUACCGAAGAAUCUGUCAUUGAAAUUAACGAUGUAUCACAGUCUGUUAAAUUUACUCCAAAAGCAUUAGAACCUCAAGAAAAUAUUCAGACACUUCCACCAAUAUUAAAUCCAAUAGCACUGGAUACAUAUUCAAAUGCAAUUAGAUUAAAAAAUAGUCGUCCGUAUACAGCUCCAGAGCGAUCUCAACGUUUUACAAAUAAGAUAACAGUAAUUAACAUUCCCGGAUAAGUAGCAUAAGAAUAAUAUUUUCAAUUAUACAAUAUGGGACCAUGAUUAAAGAAUAUGAUACAACGUAUUUAACAUUGUAUUCGGACAAAAUAUUUUAACAACGAAUUUUUUAUAUUUAUCUGAUAUAACAUAAAAAAAGUGUUAGCAACGUUUACUUUUUACGAUGUGAUCGGUUGUUUAUGUAAAUAUCUGUAUACAUACAUUUGUUCUAGUCAUAAAAUAUAUCGAUAUAAAUAUUUUCUUCACCGUUUACGAUAUAAUAUAUAUUUAAUUUACAUUUAAAUUAUAUUUAAAUUAUUUAAAUUAUAUUACGAUGUAUAUUUUCGAACUAUACAUAUUCUUAGUUCAAUAUUAAACACCAUUUAUUUUUUACUUAAACUUUAUUAUAUAUUGUACAUUUGCAUACAAUAUUAGAGUACAUAAAAGUUUGGCAAAUAUAUGUACUACAAUAUAUGAAAGACUUACAAAAGCUAUAGUAUAAAGACAGUAAAAAACUUUUGAUACAGAAUGGCAGUAAAAGUGCAUAAAAAUUGUAUCAUAAAGCAUCCUUAUCACAAAUAUUGUAAGUAGUUCCGUAACAUUAUCUUAUCUGUAACAUCUUGUUGAGCAACUACUUUAUAUAUAUAUAUAU